This is a messenger RNA of Cyclocybe aegerita, 306 nucleotides long. NCBI's taxonomy places the organism in Eukaryota, Fungi, Basidiomycota, Agaricomycetes, Agaricales, Hemipholiotaceae. The record is from the annotation of a GenBank genome assembly.
AUGUUGGCGUCUACUAUAUUCAAACGAUCGCUUUCGAAGAGUGCUAUCAAGUGGAUCGUGAGCGGAGCGUAUAACAAUAAUCUCCAGCGCAAGUCAGCCAUCGAAGAAGCCAUCGUCAAGUAUGCUGCCGAUAAUGGCAUCGAUGCCCGUGGGGCAGUAGACGGGUCCGCCGAGGUCCGAGGCACUGAACAUGCGGGAACAGCCAGGCCAGAUGGAACCUGGAACCCCAAUGAACCCAACCACGUCACGGUCAAUUUCAAGAAGAGUGAUGGCUCGCACAUUACAACCAGGCAUGUCUAUAUCUAA